This is a messenger RNA of Coniosporium apollinis CBS 100218, 573 nucleotides long. RefSeq lists its product as uncharacterized. The coding region runs from base 1 to 573 and encodes 190 amino acids. NCBI's taxonomy places the organism in Eukaryota, Fungi, Ascomycota, Dothideomycetes. The record is from RefSeq and is a predicted model, not a curated record. The transcript is spliced from 2 exons.
AUGCAGUCCGCACCAGAUUUCACAGGGAAACGUAUGAUUGAGAUUGUUACUUACAGUAAGAACAAGAAGGGUGAGACCGUCCAACCACCCCGGCCUAGCUCGCCGAAGAUAGGCGUAGGGGAGUUCGAGGAAGGAAGAUCUAGCGACGACGAGCCGGCGUACGACGACGAGUCGGCGCACAAAUACGACGAAGAGAUGGAAGUCUUUUGCAGCGACGACGAUCACCCACAGGCAACCCAAGAGCCCUUCGAUCCGGAUGAGGUGAUCCCGUUAACGCAACAAGAGAACUCACCGAGCUUACCGGAUCUAGCGUAUCUCGAGGCAUUCAAGAAGGGCUACUUAGCUCUCAGCAGCCUGAUCUGGAAGGAGGAGGAGGCCGCUAAGCGGCCUGCCCUUAGAGAAGUUUCCUCUGGAGAGUGGGAUGAUGUCGUCCUAGAGAUUCUCGCGACGAUGCCACUUAGCUUAGUCCGGGAAAUUAUCUCUAGUAAUAUCGCCCGUGAGUAUUACAAGGGGAAGAGGAACGUCUACGAGGUAUUGAGGCACAACAAGAAAUAUCUAGAGUCUUAUCUAUAA